Xenopus laevis (African clawed frog) is the source of this 2368-nucleotide messenger RNA. It is a transcript of the gene rassf10.L, whose product is annotated as Ras association (RalGDS/AF-6) domain family (N-terminal) member 10 L homeolog. NCBI's taxonomy places the organism in Eukaryota, Metazoa, Chordata, Amphibia, Anura, Pipidae. The record is from RefSeq and is marked provisional. Gene Ontology annotation, cellular component: cytosol; centrosome; spindle pole. Gene Ontology annotation, biological process: signal transduction.
GGAUCGGUUUGGCUCAGCUCUUGCCGCUUUCUCAGACUUCAAGUGAGAUUCUGUCGCUGCGACUGGAUUACUCCUUCCCUUUAAUUGGGGGGUCACCUCAACACUAGGAAAGUGACUUCUCCCUCCCCUGAAACUGGAAGUUUGUUACCCCAGACUUUAGGCGGCACAGUUGGACUUUCCUCUCGCUUUUGGAACAAAGUAUCUCCUGCCACUGGGUCUCCUCCACGUUCACAAUUUGGGGGUCUCUGCUUCUGACACUGGACUUGUCCCUCUGCUGCUAAUCGAAAACUGCUGCCCUAGAAUUAAGGGGUGUCGCACCCCUCAACUGAACUUUUUCUAAACCUCAACAUAUGGACCAGUUUCUCUUUUCUUGCAAGUGGACCCCCUGAAACCCGGGAUUUGGGAGGUUUCAAGUUGAAUCUGUCACCCAGCUUGGGAGCUUACACUCUGUAAAUCGGGAUGUUGAUGUUAGGGGGUCUCUGCCCAACUCUGCUGUUCUGCAACAGGAUCUGCUCCAGGUAUAUAUAAAUCUGGGCACUAGUUACUGCCCCCCUUGUUUAUUUUUGCUGCUCUUGGAGAUUUUUUUUGGCUUUCCCAUCUCUCUCUCUGGGGGUCUCACUUUACCUACUGGAGUGCAGAAGGUUCAGACAUCGUGGAUUUAACUGUUUUAUGUCAUGACUUUAUGAAUAAGUGAGUAUUGGCCAGUGUAAAGCAGCAGUGAGAACCUCCGGUGCUACAUUGGAGUGCUGACAGGCACCCACCACCAUGGAGAAUGAGGAGUGGAAAGUGUCCGUGUGGAUUUGCCAGGAGGAAAAGCUGGUUUCUGGGCUGACCAGGCGCACUACCUGUGCUGAUGUGGUCAGGGUCCUACUGGCAGACCACAAUGAGAAGCAGGCUGAGGAAGGGUCCAUGCUGAUGGGUGAGGAGGGGUCCAUGCUGCUGGGACCACCACAGUGUUAUUGUAUUGUGGAAAAGUGGAGGGGAUUCGAGAGGAUUUUGCCGAACAAAACUAAAAUCCUCAGAUUGUGGACAGCAUGGGGGGAAGAACAAGACAAUGUCAAGUUCGUCUUGGUCAGGAGCGAGGCUUCUCUGCCCAACAUUGGGCCAAGGAGCGCAGAAGCCAAGGUGGUCCUAAGCAAGGAGAGCCCCUGCCAUCAGAGGACCCUCAGCAAGACCAGCACGGGACCGACCCAAGACAAACAGCGCAGAGUGGUCAGGAAAGCUUUCAGGAAACUGGCUAAGAUAAACAGAAAGAGGCACGAGACCUUACCCAAGGAGUCUUCCUCGGUGGAGAAAAUGGAAACGUUGGUGCAUCUUGUUCUUUCUCAGGACCAUACCAUCCGCCAGCAGGUCCAGAGAAUUAUGGAGCUGGACAGGGAGAUUGAGAGGUUUGAGGCCAGAACCCACUUUGACAGGAUGAAAAUGCACGGGGUCAACUACGUCCAAGAAACCUACUUGGUGGGCACGGUGUCUGAAAAGGGUUCGGCCAGUGACAGCAACCCACCGAGUGAUCAGUCCUCCCAGGAGGAACUCUUUGCUGACUAUGCACAGAAGUGCGACGAGGUCUUGUUGCUGCAAGAACAGAUCAGCCGACAGGAGGAGGCCAUGGAGCAGAUGACCGUACAGAUCCAAGAGGAGCUCAACAAAAGGUGGAUGGAGAGGCGUCAGGAGGAGCUCAGCUCCAAAGAGCAGGAGUCAAGCUUGUCGGACUCAGGGGCAGAUCAAGGGGGUGAUGAGUCUCAGUUACUUUUAGAACAGGAACAAGUUAAAACAGAACUCAGCGCCAGUCUCUACAUUGGGUUGAGGCUGAACACAGACUUGGAGGCUAUCAAGGCCGAUCUGGAUUAUACCCAAAAAAUGUGGGACGAUAAAGAGCAGGAACUGCAGAGUCUGCUGCACAGUCUUAAUGACCUGGAGACCUCGGGGUGUCAGGACUUGGCUGAGAUCUCGUGUGAGGAUACAAGUCUGGGGGUGACAACUACUGGGUCGCCUACGGACAGCUGGGUAGAGAAGGACUUGGGGAGACCAACAAACUGUGAAGCUAACGAUGAGGAUUCAGACACCGGACUAAGUUCUAUGCACAGUCAGGACUCAGACUCUGGCCCAGUAUGUGAAUCUCUGGUAUAGCAAAAUAUCCACCGUACAAACAUGGACAUCUGUUUGUUCCCUGGGAUAUCUAAACAGUGCUUUGCUAUCUACUCUGGCACCAAAAGGGUUAAAGCAGUUACAGAUCCCACGAUCCCCCUCCAACCAUCAACCGUGGGAGUUCUAGUUGCACUUCAGCAGCAGCCAAACAUUAAGUAUCCUUGGGUCUGACUGUUUUACUGCAAUCACAUUGAGGUUUUAUAUGUUUAACAACUUUUUUAUA